GCACUUUGUAGGUGGAAAAGCCUGCACAUGGACAAGAUGUGAAGCUGAUGUUGAAGUUGCAGAGUGAGAACAAGGUUCCCAAACCAAUCACCAUCAAAAUCAGUGUCCAGGCCAUGAUAUACACCAGUAAUGUAACUGGCAUCAUUCAGAAGGAAGUGAAGGACGAAACUCUGCAGCCUGGUCAAGAACUGUUCAUCCCGAUUGUCGUCCCGUUCUCAGUCUACCGCCAGCACAUGGUGCAUUCUGACAGCAUGAAGGUUUCUGUGGUGGUGACAGACAAACAGAACCCGGACGUCUCCUUCCUGGCUAUGGAUGACAUUGUGCUGGAAGAAUCACCAUGCUCCCUCACCAUGAUUUUCAGCAGGGUCAGACUUUGGAGUGAAGCGAGAACGAUGUUUUACUUCAAGAACCCGAUCAACGUCACGCUGACGGACUGCACCCUGUCUCUGUCUGGAAGCGGCCUGCUGCCGGACUCCCAGCACAAACUGCCAGAUCUGCAGCCCAACAGUGCCAUAAGUGCCACCCUCUCAUUUUAUCCGUACAAAACUGGUCAAAGGACUCUUGACGGCUGAAAUUGACAGCUCUGUCUUCAAAGACAUCAUGCACCUGCACAGUCAAAUAAAAUGGGCACCGGAAGGAAAACUGAAAACUGCAGUGUGUAGGAUGUAAUCCCACCUAGUGGUGAAGUUGCAGAUUGCACAAUGCCAGCUCUAGUCGUGAUUUAGG
Molecule: messenger RNA, 726 nt
Organism: Thalassophryne amazonica
Lineage: Eukaryota; Metazoa; Chordata; Actinopteri; Batrachoidiformes; Batrachoididae
Product: protein-glutamine gamma-glutamyltransferase E-like
Exons: 4
Coding region: 48-572 (174 amino acids)
Biological process (GO): peptide cross-linking
Molecular function (GO): protein-glutamine gamma-glutamyltransferase activity
Source: RefSeq, a predicted model, not a curated record